Molecule: messenger RNA, 2843 nt
Organism: Hermetia illucens (black soldier fly)
Lineage: Eukaryota; Metazoa; Arthropoda; Insecta; Diptera; Stratiomyidae
Gene: Cog3
Product: conserved oligomeric Golgi complex subunit 3
Exons: 10
Coding region: 172-2700 (842 amino acids)
Biological process (GO): Golgi organization; intracellular protein transport; intra-Golgi vesicle-mediated transport
Cellular component (GO): membrane; cis-Golgi network; COG complex
Source: RefSeq, a predicted model, not a curated record
ACUGUGGCAAGUCAUUGGUUGCAAUUUGACGUUUGACACGACACAAUUGUUUUUGUCAAGCAGAAUUCGUUCUGCUCCCUGCAGACGGUUCCUUUGUAAUUGCGAUCACUUGCCAUUAAUAUUCGUGUUGUUAAUCAAGUGUUCCCUCUGAAAACUUUAAAUCUAUUGGCGAUGGAUGUGGUUGCGCUUGCUAAAAAUGAAGGCGCGAACUUUCGCAGAAUUCAUUCCAAACUUCUCGAAUGGGAGAUCGAGGAUUCCGGGUUGGCCCCGUUGACUGCUGCCCAGGAAGCUGCAAUUAAUACAUUAACUUUUGCAAUGAAGGGAGUUUCUUCCCAGGAACCCACUUUACCUGAGGUCAUCGAUUCGCCUUCGGAAGAAAAACUAGAAACGUUUCGAAGUAAAUCUUACGAAGAAUUAGGUCGGAACGGCGACAUUGACAACACGAACAGUUUCUUAUUCUGGGGAGACCGGGUGGACAACGAAAUAAGCAGCUACAAAGACCAAAUCCACUCAAUGUACUUUUUGCAACUGGAAGAAUGCAGCCGGGAGUGUGACAAAAUGUUCGACUCUAUAAAGAUCUCCAGAGACAAUUUGAACACACUCAAAUCGGAAUACGAAUUCAUUUCGAAUAAAACGAAUUCCUUAAACGAAGCAAACGAGAAACUAAUCCAGGAGCAGAACCGAUUAAAACACAUCGACGACGAAAUACAGGCUCGGCUUCACUACUUCACGCAAGUUGAACAGCUGUCGAGGCGUCUCCAAAGCACAUCCAAUUCUGUCGCAAGUGACUCGUUCCAUGACUGCCUUUCGAAGAUCGACGAGUGCUUGUUCUUCCUACAGAGAAAUGAGAAACUGAAGGAUGCGCCUGCAUUUAUUGCUCGCUACAAGCAACUACUUUCGAAAGCUGUUUUGACAAUCCGGAACUAUAUUUCGUCGAUCAUCACUAGUGCAACUGAGCAGAUUCUCAGUUCGGGGAUUCAGAGCAAUUUGGACCAGGAUGCAGCGUUUGCUAUCUAUUACGGAAAAUUCCAAACAUCAGCUGUUAAGGUUAAACGCAUAUCAGCAAUGGUUGAAGAACGCGUAAAUCGAAUAUCAGACUAUGAGCAAUUACUUUCGGAAAUGCACAAUUGUUAUUUUACGGAGCGCGCCAAUGUUAUGCUCCCAGCAGUGCAUAAGUCAAUCAUGGAACUCAAAUCCAAUAACAAAGGCGAUUAUUGUGUUUUAACUAGGAGCGCUUGUGCAUUUCUCGUACAUGUCUGUCAAGAUGAGCACCGAUUGUUCUACCAGUUCUUCUCUGUUUCAACAAAUCAAUUACAUUCCUAUUUAGAAGGGCUCUGCACAGUUUUAUAUGACACCUUGAGACCGUAUAUAAUACACAUAAACCAUCUUGAAACCUUGGCUGAAAUUUGCAGUAUUUUGAGGGUUGAAAUGAUUGAGGAGCAUGUCAAUCAGAACGCGGAACCUUUGGAAGCAUUCGGCCGUAUUGCGUCGCAGUUACUUCAAGAUGCUCAAGAACGUCUGGUGUUUCGAACUCAUCUUUACCUGCAAUCGGACAUUCUCAAUUAUAACCCUUCAGCUGGCGAUUUAGCUUACCCCGAUAAAUUGAAAAUGAUGGAGAAUAUCGCACUAUCGCUUCAAGAGUCAGCACUCGUCCGAUCCGAUUCCAAGUCGUCAAUUGGAUCGAACGUAACAGAAGAUACAGAUCAUACAGGGGGAAAUCGGUCUCAUCCACAGACGAUAAAUUCUCCGGCUGAUUUGCAUGGCAUGUGGUAUCCAACUGUUCGUCGAACGCUUAUUUGCUUGUCGAGAUUAUACAGAUGCGUUGAUCGUGUUGUAUUUCAGGGACUAUCUCAAGAAGCUGUGAAAUGCUGUAUCCAAAGCAUUUCGAAAGCUGCUUCACAGAUAUGUAGUACCAAGACUCCAAUGGACGGGCAACUGUUUGAAAUUAAACAUCUCCUAAUAUUACGCGAGCAAAUAGCCCCAUUCCGGACGGAGUUUACCGUCAAGGAGACAUCACUUGACUUCAGCAAGGUUAAAACCGCGGCGUUUGAACUGCUACAUAAGCGCAAACAACUUUUCUCACUUGGGACGAAUAAUGCCUUACUGGAGUUUUUACUAGACGGUACUCCACAAGUGAAAGAACAUUUAAUCGAUUCACGUAAGGAUGUUGAUAAGCAAUUAAAACUGACUUGCGAACAGUUUAUCAGCCAUGCCGUGAAUAUGUUUGUGGGAAGUCUGAUGGAAUUUACGGAAAAAGCAAAUGCUUUCAUAAACGAUUGUUCAAAGUCAGAACCUCCGAAAAGUACAUUUGCCCUUCGACAAUGCCCGUGGGCAAGCCCACAGCAAAUUAAUGUAUUGACGCGGAAAUCACAGCGCAUAAUUAAAAAUGACUUAUCUGCCUUGCAACGCUCGAUGAAAUUGUAUUUAAGUAACAAGGAUACUGAAUUUGUGAUAUUUCGAUUAAUACGAAAUAAUAUAAUCAACGCGUUCAUAAAGUUGGAGCAACUCUUAACUACGAAUGGUUACAGUGCCGAAGAUAUGUUGAUAGUAGACUGCCCAUCUGCAGAGCAAAUAUCCGUUUUGAUUUCUAGCGCCAAUAUACUUGCUGAUAGUCAAGUGGAUACAAAACAAACAAUUGCAAAACAGGUUGAAGCUCAAAGUGAAAAGGUACUAGCGGAAAAGACGCAGACCAAAGAGUGAAGUUGCCUCCUCGAAUAUAGGGCAAUAAACUCUUAUUUCUAAAUAUAUUACAAAUUAGAUAAACAAUUUUAUUUAGUUCAUAUCAAUUUCUUAAAGAUAUUUUUUUAAAAUGUCGCCAACAUUAAAAUGUUGUUAGUAUCGUA